Molecule: messenger RNA, 1596 nt
Organism: Condylostylus longicornis
Lineage: Eukaryota; Metazoa; Arthropoda; Insecta; Diptera; Dolichopodidae
Product: putative GTP-binding protein 6
Exons: 4
Coding region: 1-1569 (522 amino acids)
Cellular component (GO): cytoplasm
Molecular function (GO): ribosome binding; GTP binding
Source: RefSeq, a predicted model, not a curated record
AUGUAUGCCGUAAGGUUUUUGAAUUUCUUCAUUUCUGGCAUAAAACAAGAAGUACUACGCCCUUGUUACUUAAAGCAAAAUAAUUGGUUAUAUUUUUCAAAAAAUCUUAGAAACUAUUGCUCGAAAAAUUCUCGUAACUUAGGAAUAAAAGGAAUAAAACGUCGAAAACAGGAAAAUGAAAAGUUUUCAUCUAAAUGUGAAGAAGUUGAGGAUGAUGAUUUGAGCAUUGAAGAUAGUGAAUAUGAUGUUUUAGCUAAUUUAUCUAUGAAUGUUCUACGAAACACAGACUUUGAAAAUGUUUUAGUUAUCCAACCUUAUGAAAAAAGAAAUAAAAUGGAAUCUAAACCUAAUUUACAAUUAUUAGAAGCUGAAUCUCUAAUAAAAUCUCUGCCACACUGGAGUGUUAGCCAUAGUUUAAUUGUACCUUUAGAAACACUAGAAAAAAAGCAAUUAUUCGGUAAAGGAAAAUUGGAAGAGUUAAAAAUCUUAUUGAAACAGCUCAAUUCAUUAAAAAGGGUAACCCGUGUAUUCAUUAGCAAAGGAACUUUAACAUUUGCACAAAAGAAGUUUUUAGAAAAUGAAUUUCAAACGUCAGUUAUGGAUCGUUAUUCAGUUGUAAUUCAAAUCUUAAGAUUACAUGCAAAAAGUAGAGAUGCAAAACUUCAAGUUGCUAUGGCAGAAAUUCCUUACAUUUGGAGUAAAUAUAAAGAAACAAAUCCAUCAACCUCAAGAAAACAAGGUUUUUAUUUGAAUGACUUUCAAAAAGAAAUUUUAAGAAAGAGGCAGCAAAAGUUGAAGCUCGAACUCGAAAAAAUAAGAUCUCAUAGAAAAUUACUACGUAAUAAACGACAGCAAAAGGAAUUUCCGAUUAUUGCCGUAGUUGGGUAUACAAAUGCUGGCAAAACUUCACUUAUAAAAUCAUUAACAAAUGAAGAAAGUAUGCAGCCACGAAAUCAAUUAUUUGCAACGCUUGAUGUUACAGCUCAUGCUGGAUUUCUUCCUUGCAAAUUAGAGGUUAUUUACAUUGAUACUGUUGGUUUUAUGUCAGAUAUUCCAACAGGUUUAAUAGAAUGUUUUGUGGCAACUUUAGAGGAUGCUAUGCUAGCUGAUAUUAUUAUCCAUGUUCAAGAUCUUUCACAUGAUAAUUUUAUUCAACAAAAGCAACAUGUUGAAAAAACUUUACAAGUUUUAACUUCACAAAUAAAUCAGGUUCAUAACAGAGCAAUUUCUCCGGAACGAAUUAUAAAUGUUGGAACUAAAAUUGAUUUAAUACAAAGAAUGCCAGAAAACCUCAGUGAAAAUUUAAAACCGGUUUCCACAAAAACCUUAACCGGCAUACCUCAAUUAUUAAACGAAAUUGAAUCAAAAAUCUUAAAAGUUACAAAUAGAAAAAAAUUGACAAUAAAAGUUAAAAACGGCGGAGAACAAAUGGCUUGGCUGUACAAAAAUUGUGCCGUCACAGAUACUUGUGCUGAUCCCCAGGAUCAAGAGUUUUUGUUUAUGAAUGUAAUUAUAUCCAGCACGAAUUUAGAAAUUUUCAAAUAUAAACUACUUAAAAAUAAAAAAUAAAAAUCUAAAUUAUAUCUAUAAAAAGAA